AUGUUCAGCCUUCAGAGAAUCGUCUCUGCCCUCCUCCUUGCCGGAGUGGCUCUGGCCUUCUUCGCGCAGACCGCUGAGGCUGCCAAGGGCCCCAAGAUCACCCACAAGGUCUUCUUCGACAUCACCCACGGCGAUGAGCCCAUCGGCCGCAUCACCAUGGGUCUGUACGGAAAGACGGUCCCCAAGACCGCUGAGAACUUCCGCGCUCUCGCCACCGGCGAGAAGGGCUUCGGCUACGAGGGCUCUACCUUCCACCGCGUUAUCAAGCAGUUCAUGAUCCAGGGUGGUGACUUCACCAAAGGCGACGGCACUGGUGGCAAGUCCAUCUACGGCGAGAAGUUCCCCGACGAGAACUUCAAGCUCAAGCACUCCAAAAAGGGUCUCCUGUCCAUGGCCAACGCCGGCAAGGACACCAACGGCUCCCAGUUCUUCAUCACCACCGUCAUCACCUCUUGGCUCGAUGGCCGUCACGUCGUCUUCGGCGAGGUCCUCGAGGGCUUCGACGUUGUCGAGAAGAUCGAGCAGGCCCAGACCCAGCCCGGCGACCGCCCCGCCAAGACGAUCAAGAUCGCAAAGAGCGGAGAGCUGGAGGUGCCAUCUGAAGGUAUCCACGUGGAACUCUGA
Messenger RNA from Colletotrichum phormii, 624 nucleotides. RefSeq names its product peptidyl-prolyl cis-trans isomerase B. Lineage: Eukaryota; Fungi; Ascomycota; Sordariomycetes; Glomerellales; Glomerellaceae. Gene Ontology annotation, molecular function: peptidyl-prolyl cis-trans isomerase activity. Bases 1 to 624 code for a protein of 207 amino acids. The record is from RefSeq and is a predicted model, not a curated record. The transcript has 3 exons. Gene Ontology annotation, biological process: protein folding; protein peptidyl-prolyl isomerization.